CCAAUGGGAUUGUUUGUCCCGCCUUGUGUUUUCGUUUUUGGUUGCGCUGCUAAGGCUGCUCAGACCACGCGCCAUAGCUGUACCUGUGGGGAAAACGUGGUAGCUGUUGAAACAGCGAAGCUGUUGUUGUCUGCUUGAUUAGCGCCAGAUUUGGAUAGCCGAAGCUAGUUUUAUGAAUACCAAGUGCUUUGCACUGGUCAGGUUUUUUGAGUUGGAGAAAGGAGCCGAGACUCCCCGGAGAACUUUGGAUUACAGACUUUGUGAAAAUCCGCAGAAGAGGAAUAAUUUUCCAUUGCAAUGGAUGGCGAGCCACAGCCCAUUUGGAACUGAAUCCUGGAGUCUGGUUGCCUGAACUGUGGUAGGACAAAACUGUGCAAACCAUACACCGAUCGUGGACUGAACUCACACCAAUAACUCACCAGAUCACCAAACAGGCCUGAUCUGGAUCCUAUUGACACUUUAAAAGACCCGGGUCUAACAUUUGUUUCUUUUUUAUUUUGAGUAUCUGUGCGCGCACACACAAUUUUGGGUAUUAUUGUCAAAUGCAAUACAGUGCACAAAUUUCAAAUACAGUUGAACCAUUGCUUCAUCAUUUGCAGUUGUGUUUUCAUUGUGGUUACCCAUCCUCUGGGCUCCUGUCGUUCCUGAAGUCUUCUGAUUUGCCCAUUGUUUAUAUAUUUUGUUACAUACUGGUUACAUAACCAUCAAGAAGCUAAACAGAGGAACCUACUCACUAUACAAUAAACUCAAGACAGACAAAGUGGACUUUAACAUACAUCCUAAUGUAGCUGGGAUAUAAUAUACUGAGUGUGAACAUUCUCAAAACUGUAUUGUAUAUAGUUUUUUUUUUAUUGUGUAAAUUUAAUUUUUGUAAAACUAAGGUUCCACAUGUCACUGUUGAAGUGGGGCAUUGAUCAGUGUGACACCACUUGUAAACAUGCUGCAUGUGUGGGGGUUCCCAGCCAGAGCUGCAUGGACUCCACACUGGGAUGAGCAGACGCGUGCUGUUGCUGUGUGACACUGAUUUUGCUGCUCCACUUUGUGUUUUAGAGGCGUGGAGCUACGAGGCCCCUGAAGACAAACAGGACGUGUUUGCCAGAACGGCAUGUCCCGCCUUCCUGACCUUCACCAACGCUGCCUACCUGUCAGGAGUCACCGUGGAGCUGCCCUGCCUCUGCAAACCAGAGCAGGUCCAGUCGGUUGUCUGGUUUUUCCGGAAACAUCUGGAACGAUCAGAGGACACCAAAGCGCUGACUGAUCACCAUGGCAACCACCUGCUCGAUCCCAGCCAGGUCCCUCACAGCGGAGACCUGCGGAGUCGCUUCUCCAUCCGACUCUUCAGCCUGCUGAUCUUCAGAGCCGGGCCCGAUGAUGCAGGCGUCUACAUCUGUGGCUCCGCCCACAAAGACUUCUUCUAUGGUUAUGACCUGGACAUCCAGGAGGCUGCCACGCUCAGCUUCACCAACAGACUCGCUUCAGAGGCUGGCGACGGGAAACGGGACCAGAGCACCGACCUCAGCGCUCUGUACCACCUCUUCACCAGCUUCCAGCCGUGGUCUGUGUGCGACCGGUGCGGCGUGCCGGGCGAGCAGGUCCGAGCCGGGCUCUGCUACAUACGCUCCCGCUUCCUGAACGUGCGCUACAGGCGAGCCAAUCAGACGAUUGUUUCAUGCGGCUCGGGGGCAGUGCCAAGAGCCUUCGGUCUGAAGCGAAGCAGAGUCGCGGUGAAGCUGGAGGUCAGAAGCUGUCAUAUGACGUGUCCGUCUCAGGCCCCGCCCUCCAAGCUGCUCGGUCUGAUGUCUCUUUUUGGGUCCAGUUCUGCCUCAUUGCCAACCGGGCUUCCUCUAUACUACCUGACCCACCCCGACGGCCAGGUCCUCACCCUGGGCUGUCCCGGGGCGCGCCCUGACAUGGCAGUCGCCUGGGACCGAGGGGACGAACCUAUCUACAGGUCUGAACACUCGUCAGGCGCCGGCACAGGCCUCAGACUGAUCAUAGACACCGGACACCACCUGCUGUUCCAGCCGGCUCAAACUCAGGACUCAGGUGUGUAUUACUGCUGGCUGUACGGUCACCGGGCGGCAGAGAUCCACCUCCUUGUGUACCCUCAUUUUGGCAGCCAGUCGCUCCUGUCGCAUCCUGACUUUCCGGCCGCCGUGCGGAUCGUGCUGGGAUCGUAUGCUGCCAUGACGGCUGUGUUUUUCCUGCUGAUGCUGGGCCGAGCUGUGCUGAGACACCGCAGAGAGCAAAGCCACGUGGACUAAAGGCAGUGAGGGUGUCAAACCUUCACCUAUUGGCUAAUUCAAAGAUAAUUGGCACACGUCCAUUGGCUGACCUGGGCACAGUAGGCCAAUCGCUUGCCAGGGAUCAUUACAAAAGAGCAGCUCGACAGGCCUUUCGUUUUGCAUAUUGUUUUAUUUAGACCCAGGGAAGCUGUCGACCUUUUUUUGUUUUACUAAUUUCUUUGAUUUAGCUCAACUGCCUGGUCCUCCUCCCCCACCUUUUUCUUUUGUUAAGUUUGAUUGUAAAGGUAUGGUAAACUGUCAAUAAAUGCUGGCUGGCUGU
Molecule: messenger RNA, 2565 nt
Organism: Oreochromis niloticus (Nile tilapia)
Lineage: Eukaryota; Metazoa; Chordata; Actinopteri; Cichliformes; Cichlidae
Product: Ig-like V-type domain-containing protein FAM187A
Exons: 9
Coding region: 945-2264 (439 amino acids)
Source: RefSeq, a predicted model, not a curated record